AUGCUUAAUGACAAGGGCUUCGAAUCGAUUGGGUAUGCAGACGAUUUGGCUAUCCUGAUUCGGGGACCUUUCCUAGAGACACUUCUUGAGCUCACACAAGGGGCUCUGGGAAUGGUCGAGGAAUGGUGCAGGGAGACGGGUCUGUCGGUAAACCCGAAAAAGACAAGUCUCGUGAUCUUCACCCGUAAGUACAAGGUGGACUCCGUGCAGGAGCCUGUCUUAGAAGGAGUCAGAUUGAUACCUGAAGGUUCGGUCAAAUAUCUGGGAGUCAUCCUAAAUAAAAGGCUGAACUGGAAGCUGCACCUGGAGACGGUGUACAAGAAAGCCUGCACAUAUUUCUGGAUGUUGCUCCGGCCAAGAUUGCUCUAUGCGGCGGUGGUCUGGUGGCCAAGGGUCCAAGUAUCCGAAGCCCGGGCAUCGCUGGAGUGCGUCAGGGCUCUCAUUCUGAGAGGUGCCCUGGGUGCUAUGAGGACGACGCCAGUGGCGACGAUGGGACUGCUGCUUGGCAUUGAACCACUCCAUCUCUCGAUAGUAGCGGCAACGGCUGCUACUGCAUAUAGAUUGAAGUGCGGGAAUAAUCGCGAGGAGUGGGAGAGGCAUGAGGUGCCUGUUGUCAGGAACGGGGACGUCUGGUACACGGAUGGCUCCAAGACUGACACGGGCGCCGGUGCCGGGAUCUAUGGAUGCCGGAAGGGAGUCAGAGAGACGCUCCCACUUGGGGAGUUUACCACUGUCUUCCAAGCGGAGGUGGCGGCAAUCAUGGGAUGUGCUCAGACACUGAUUGCAUCGGGUGUGACGCGCAGGCGCAUCAGGAUCUGCUCAGAUAGUAGGGCGGCCCUGGGCGCGCUGGGCGCGUGUGUUUUCAAUUCUCGGCUGGUCUGGGAGUGCAAGACGGCGCUGGACCAGCUGUCGGUUGGCAACAACGUUGGUUUGGGUCCCGGGGCACUCGGGGAUCAAGGCGGUCAGAAUGGUGGGACCGGAGCCGGCUCUAGGCGUGCCCAGCUGCGUUGGCAAACGGAAAUAAAGGGCUGGUUGCGGGAACGCCAUGCUGACUUCUGGAGAGAAACGACAAGGACCAAGUGCCGACAGGCAAGGGCUUUCCUGGGAGAAGCACUCAGAAGGGACCUUGCUAGGAACAUCAGGGCCUUGAAGAGAAAGGAAGUCAGGCUGGCAGUGCAGAUCUACACGGGCCAUGGCUUUACCAACUACCACAUGCACAAGCUGGGUCACUGUGACACUCCGGAGUGCAGAAGGUGCGGAUUUGGCGAAGAGACUAUUCUCCACAUGCUAUGCAAAUGCCCGGCUUACACUGGGCACAGACGACUCCUAUUGGGCUCGGAUUUAUUAGUGCCCGAGCAGGUUUGGCAACUCCAGGCCAGGGACCUCCUCCGCUUCUGGGGGGUGACAGGUAUCGGCUAA
Molecule: messenger RNA, 1419 nt
Organism: Wasmannia auropunctata (little fire ant)
Lineage: Eukaryota; Metazoa; Arthropoda; Insecta; Hymenoptera; Formicidae
Exons: 4
Coding region: 1-1419 (472 amino acids)
Molecular function (GO): nucleic acid binding
Source: RefSeq, a predicted model, not a curated record